Messenger RNA from Acanthamoeba castellanii str. Neff, 564 nucleotides. RefSeq lists its product as uncharacterized. The coding region runs from base 1 to 564 and encodes 187 amino acids. The transcript is spliced from 4 exons. The record is from RefSeq and is a predicted model, not a curated record. Lineage: Eukaryota; Discosea; Longamoebia; Acanthamoebidae.
AUGAAGCUCUUUGCUGUGCUGGCCACGUUGGCCCUGGCGGCCAUGGUGGGUCUUGCGAUUGCGGGUGAGGACGGUGUGGUGGAGGAGGAUUUCCACUUGCGCCCUGGCGUCGAGGAGCAGCAUGUCCGCAUUGUUUCGGAGGAGGCUGGAGUUGCGUGCACGUUCACCUACAAGUGCAGCGGAGGCACGGGCGAGAACUGGAAGGUGAGAAUCGCGCCCGUCGAGGCAAACACCUACGUGUGCACUGUGGGACGGCCCAACCCGCCCUCCUAUCUCCUCAUGAGCCAGUUCCUCCUCGCCCUCGAACCCGCCGGCACCGGCGCUAGCGUCAAGCUCACCUCUGCCGAUCUCCAUGGUGGCGGUAAGAUGGUGCCAAGCGGCCAGUACGUCGUAGAUGCAGAGCUUGCCCAGGUGCGACCAUCCGAGUCGUGGGGCGGCUCUCUUGAGCAGCUCACCGCCGUGGUGGAGGUAACGAAGAAGCCCGCGGAGAAGAAAAAGAAGAAGGGAGGCAACAAGAAGAAGGCCACCACCAAGAAGGACAACACCCACAGGGAGGAGCUGUGA